UGCGCACUGACCUUUACUUAGUUCCGUGGUGUGUAGGAGCUGUCAUCGCUGGGACUCGGGGAAACACUCACGAAGAGACAAAAGAUGAAGAACAAAGUUAGCAGCUCUCAAGCAGGUGUAAAAAGACGGUCGUGGUCGUGGCAGCAGUAUUUGUAUAAGCAGAAAGCUGAAGCUGCCCCUGUUACACUGUUUACUCAGUCCCAGUUAUUUCCCAGCACAAAAUCAGGCUUCAGAGUUGGGAUGAAAUUGGAGGGAAUUGAUCCGCUGCACCCGUCGAUGUUCUGUGUUCUGACAGUUGCUGAGGUGACUGGAUAUCGCCUCCGUCUCCAUAUUGAUGGUUACUCCGAGUGCUAUGACUUCUGGGUUAACGCUGAUUCGGUGGAUAUCAGACCGGCAGGGUGGUGUCAAGAGCACGGCCGCAAGCUUCACCCGCCUAAAUGUCACACUGACACCGAGUUUAACUGGCAGGCGUACCUUGAGUCCACAGGCUCCGAUGCUGCUCCGUUUGCUCUGUUCACCUUUCCCACUGCAGACUGUGCAUUUAAGGUGGGGAUGAAGCUGGAAGCAGUGGACAGGAAGAAUCCAGGACUUGUCUGUGUCGCCUCUGUCACUGAGGUCAUUCAGGACCGAUUCCUUAUUCACUUUGACAACUGGGACGAUACGUAUGACUACUGGUGUACCAGUGACAGUCCUUACAUUCAUCCUGUUGGCUGGUGUGAAGAACACGGACGACCGUUGACAUCUCCACAGGGACAUCCAGACCCAGAAAACUUCUCAUGGGAAGAAUAUUUGCAGGAAACUGAGUCAGUUGCUGCUCCCAGAUCAGCUUUUACACAGAGAGCCCCAAAUGGUUUCCAGGUAAACCAAAGGCUGGAGGCCGUGGACAAAAGGAACCCCAUGUUGAUUCGAGUCGCAACAAUUGUGUGUGUAGAGGAUUUCAAAAUAAAGAUUCACUAUGAUGACUGGUCGUCUCAGUUUGACGUGUGGUUCGACAGCAAUCACAGUGACCUUCAUCCUGUAGGCUGGUGUCAACAGACUGGUCACCCACUAGAACCACCACCAGGUCAGGUCCCUCCCUCAUCUCCUUCUCAGGGAUUAUGCCCCACUCCAGGCUGCCGAGGAGUUGGACACAUCAAAGGAUCCAAAUACACAGGUCAUCACAGUGCCUUCGGCUGUCCAUACUCGGACACUAACAUGCGUAAGGAGACAGUACUUCCAGACCGACUCGGGGGAGAGAGAGUAAUCACACUAAUACCUGCUGCCAGGCAUCAGUCUAAUAGGAGCAGUGAUAAGGUGAAGGCGGAAUUUGAAGAAGAAUCUCUCUUGCUUCCGCUUGGGAAGAGAAAAAGACUAAUGGAGAGUCUCUGUCAACCAAGUAAAGUCAUGCUUGUAGAAAAGAAAGAAGAGCAGCUUCAGCCUUCAGAUGGUGCACCAGAAUCCAGCCUUCGGGCAGCUCUUCAUCAGUCGGUCUUCCUUUCAGCGAUGUCAGCUCAGCCUGGUCGUGCCCUGUCCUUCUGCUGGGAGCAACAGCGUAAACUCCUGCCGGGUGUCGCCGGCGUCCAUGCUGCUGCCGUUGAACGCUGGAGUGUGCAACAGGUGUCGGAUUUCAUAGAGUCACUCCCGGGUUGUGAAAAUCAGGCCAAACAGUUCCAAGAUGAGCAAAUCGACGGGCGAGCCUUCCUCCUACUGACGCUAAGGGACAUUAUUAAAAUCAUGUCGAUUAAACUCGGCCCCGCCCUCAAAAUUUACAACUCCAUCCUGAUGAUGAAACACACUGAGGACAAGAAUCGAGUACCAGCCAAGGACAUAAACCUCGCACCAGCUGAGGACGGGAACCGAUCACCACCUGAGGACGGGAACCGAUCACCAGCUGAGGACAGAAACCGAUCACCAGCUGAGGACGGGAACCGAUCACCAGCCGAGGACAGGAACCAAUCACAAGCCGACACGAACGACUUGCAGGCCAGCAACACCUGCAGCUGAUGUGUCAGACCUGGGAACUCCCCCCACCCCCCACAACACAAACUCCUCCCUUUUAUAUGUGAUGGCAUUUGAAUGUCACAAAAAGAAAAAAAAAAUCUCAGGUUUUUCUCUCAGGUUUUAGGAAAUUAAAAAAAAAAAAUCCCUAAAAGGAUUCAAAGUAAU
This is a messenger RNA of Cynoglossus semilaevis (tongue sole), 2145 nucleotides long. RefSeq names its product L3MBTL histone methyl-lysine binding protein 4 (gene l3mbtl4). The transcript is spliced from 18 exons. The record is from RefSeq and is a predicted model, not a curated record. Bases 85 to 1983 code for a protein of 632 amino acids. Gene Ontology annotation, cellular component: nucleus. Gene Ontology annotation, biological process: negative regulation of DNA-templated transcription. Gene Ontology annotation, molecular function: chromatin binding; histone binding; zinc ion binding. Lineage: Eukaryota; Metazoa; Chordata; Actinopteri; Pleuronectiformes; Cynoglossidae.